Closterium sp. Yama58-4 is the source of this 3330-nucleotide messenger RNA. The record is from the annotation of a GenBank genome assembly. NCBI's taxonomy places the organism in Eukaryota, Viridiplantae, Streptophyta, Zygnematophyceae, Desmidiales, Closteriaceae.
AUGGCGUUUUACCUAGGCGAGCUUCGCGAAGUCCUGUCACAGCUCAACACGAAACGCGACCUGACCAAAUCGUCAUCAGAAGCCUUAAACGGCAUGAAGCGUCUGAAAACGGCCCUGGAUGAUCUUAAGAAGCUGACUAAGGACCACACGGAGUGCAGCCGGCUGUUCUUAAUCUUCGACACGGACAAAUUAGUCGGCGACUUGCAGCGGAUGGUUCAGGAGGUGGGUCACGAUCUGAACCUCAUGCCGGUCCUGAGUAUCAUGUCGUCGCUACCGACGGACGUCGCGAAUCGGCUGACAGACCUCCGCGGCCGAAUGCGGGUCGCGACGUUCGAUUCGGAGCCGGAAGUUGCGGAGCUUUCGCUGGCGUUGGAGGACGGCGUAACGAAGAACAGCAAGAAAGUUGCGACGGCGCUGGUGGAGCGCGUGUUGAAAUUUCUAGGGAUGCCGUCGUCGCAAUCGGAUGUGCUUAAGGAGGAAGUGCAGCGGGAUCUGCUUGUAGCGGAGAAGGAGGAGCGGUGGAUGGAUGUGGAUAAGCUAACGGAGUUGAAAACGCUCGUCAGCCUUGCGAGUAUUUCCAGUGAAGCGCCGAUCACGCAGACGUUUUCGCGGCUCGCGCUGCGGCUCCGGGAGGAGCUCGGGAUGGCGGUUCCGGAUAACUUUAAGUGCGCGAUGACGGGCGAAGUGAUGCGAGAUCCGGUUACCCUGGUCGAAACGGGUGACACGUACAAUCGCAACGCGAUCGAAAACUUUUUCGCGAAGGGGAAGCGCGUGUGUCCGAAGAGCGGGAAGCACCUCAAAAGCGUGGAGCUGGUCUGCAACGUGGAGAUCCGAAAGGGCAUAGAGGAGAGUUACGACGAGCUGAACCGAAAGACGCUGGACGAAGCCGCGCGGAUAAUAAGAGACGGUAUGGAGCAACGAGCGGCGGAGGCCGCGGCGGCGGCAGAAGCGAGAGCAGCCGCGCUGGCCGCGGGGGGGGAAGCGGCGGAGGCGAUUCUGGCGGAAGAAGCGGCAAAGGCGGAGGAGGAGCGGAAGAAAGAGGAGGAGAAAAAAGCGGCGGCGAAGAAGAAAAAGAAAGGUCCGGAGCCUCCGCCGAAAGAAGAGCCGAAGGAGGCGAGCGGAGGGGAGAGGGAGGAGGAGGCGGUGGAGGCGAUGGCGCAGCUGUCAUCGCAGGAUAAGAAGUACGCCGCGCAGCUCGCGGAGAUCGGCGCCGUGGUGCCGCUGGUGCGGCUGGUGACGGAGAGAGGCGCGGGACCGGUGCGGGAGGGCUCGGUGACGGUGCUGCGGAACAUUGCCAGCCUCGGAGAGGCAGAAUCGACGUCGAUAGCGGACGCGGGGGGCAUUCCCCCGGUGAUCCACCUGAUCACGCACGAUACAGCCGACGUGACGCCAGCCGUGCAGGUGAUUCUAGAGCUCUCGCGCUUCCCGGCGCUGCGGCAGGCGGUGACGGACGCGAUGGGGGUGGUGGAGAUGAUAAAGCUGCUCAACUGGCACCAGGAGGACGAGAAGGGCGCGCUGCUGGAGGCCGUGCUGGAGACGUACUGGCGCGACGACCCCUACGUCGCCAUUCAGAUGGCGUCCGUUGGCAUGUUCAAGCCGCUCGUCGUGCUGCUCGAACCAGAGCGACAUGGAGACGAGAAUGAUGAUGGCGGAUGGGGUCAUGACGUGGGGCGUCAACAAGGGUCCGUUUACCCGCUCAUCCUUGCUCCAUCCUCCCCACCCCUCUCAGAGAGCGACAUGGAGACGAGAAUGAUGAUGGCGGAUGGGGUCAUGACGUGGGGAGUCAACAAGGCCCACCGCGUCUCCCUCGUGCAGUGCGGGGUGCUCCCCCCCCUCGUCGCUCUUCUCAACGACGGCCCCCCAGAGGGCAAGGCCGCCGCGGCCAGAGCCAUAGAGCAUCUCUCCCACACCGAUCUCAACCGCAUGGCUCUGGCUAAAGCAGGAGUUAUCCCCGCGCUCGUUAAAGCCCUCGCUCGCGGGUCUGCCGAGGUGAAGAAUGCCGCGCAGGCGACCCUGGCGAAUCUGGCAAUGGACGACCAGGAUUUGGACGCGCUGGAUGAGGACGGGACAGCCGUUAGAUUGAUCACGAUGCUGCGUGCGGGCCCGCAGACGAACAGGGACUACGCGGUGAGAACGCUGGAGUGUAUGGCGAAGGAGAGCAAGUCCAUGCGGGCGGCGGUGAUGGAGGAUGACGGUGCGGUUACCGCUAUUUUCGAGGUGUUACAGGAGAGCGCGUCGCACUUUGCGGCGGGGAGCUUGCGGUCGUCGGCGCUGCUGCUGCUGGGGCACCUGUGCCAGGAGCACAACGCAGCUGAGAUGAUGUGUGCUCCCCCAGAAGUAGUCAAAACUCUUGCCACGCUCCUCGCGCGGCCGCUGCCUGGGGAGGAGCGGGAGGCAAUAGUGAUUGUUCUGGGAACCAUGGCUGGGAACAAGCAGAUGCGGCCGCUGGUGAGGGUAGAGGAGCAGGUGUUUACCCUCAUGCAGAAGUUCCUGAAUUUGAACCCGGGGGCGGGUCCUGCCUCGUCGUCAGGUCCGGGGAGCUCCAACCCUGCGAGCUCGGCUCGGUUGCAGGAGGCGAUCCUGUCUGGCUUGUCGAAGCUCGCCGAUCCUGAUGAUAUAGAAGCGCAGCAGAUUGUGGCUCGGCUGGGGGUGAUUCAACUGGCAGUGCAUUAUCUCAAGAUGGGGCCUGAUGUCAUGCGGAUCCCCUCUGCUGUGCUGCUUGGGAACCUCUCGCAUUCCACCCCGAAGCUAGUCGACCAAACCUCGCUCGACCGCAGGCUCGGCAAGGCCAUGACCUGGAAGCUCAACUUCUCCCGGUCCAACUCGCGAGCCUCUGCGAGCACCGGCGGGACAGGCUCGGGAGCCAGCCCUGUGACAACAGGAACGGACAAACUCCGAUCCUGCAAGGUGCAUGGGGGGAAAUGCAGCCUGGAAUCCACCUUCUGCCUCGUCGAGGGCGACAUCGUCCCGAUCCUACUGGAGCUGGUUCGGCGGAGCGAGGAUCGGGUAGCCGAGGUCUGCCUAGCCUCGGUGGCGACCCUGCUGGCAGACGAAGGGGACCACGAGAGAGCAGCAGACCUUCUAGUCAAACUAGACGUGAUCGAAGCGGCAGCGGGGGUGGUGGGACGGACCAAGGAGCUGACCAAGUGGGCGGUGUAUAUCCUGGAGAAGGUGUUUGCGAUUAAGAAGUACCGCGCGCCCAAGUACUCGCAGCCGGCGGUGACGGCGCUGGGGCGGUUCAUGACGACUGCCACGGGACAGGGCAGGAAGACGGCCGCUGAGACGCUCAUGCGGUUGAAUAUCCUGCCUAAAGGGUCGUUUGACCUCUAA